Messenger RNA from Chinchilla lanigera (long-tailed chinchilla), 4999 nucleotides. It is a transcript of the gene Itprip, whose product is annotated as inositol 1,4,5-trisphosphate receptor interacting protein. The transcript has 3 exons. Bases 1519 to 3291 code for a protein of 590 amino acids. NCBI's taxonomy places the organism in Eukaryota, Metazoa, Chordata, Mammalia, Rodentia, Chinchillidae. Gene Ontology annotation, molecular function: protein kinase inhibitor activity. The record is from RefSeq and is a predicted model, not a curated record. Gene Ontology annotation, cellular component: membrane.
CGAACCCCGCGUUCAGGCCCGACCGGGGGCCCCACCUUCCCUGCACGCAGGUAGAGGGGCUCCCGGGGCGCCGGGCUGAGCGCCCGCCCAAAACGCACCUUCUCUUUGCAAACAAGGUGCCGUCGGGCGGGAGGGGAAGCACUAGACCGGCUCGGGACGAGCCUCGGGCAGCCUUUCGCCCCGCAAGACCCCCCACACUGGCAGCGUCCAGCGCCCUGGGUUUUUGGAAUCAAAUCGGUUCCAGGCUUGCCUCCCGUUUUCGUGUUCCUCUUUCGGAUCUGACGGGGCACUUUCCUUUUACAGUCCGUUCUCCCCGGGGGAGCUGCCCCCACCGCUGAGGCUUGGCCGCUACCGCAGUGCAAAGGGGUGCAGGUGCUGGCGCGGUUGCCGCCGCUGCCCCGAGUCCUGCCUCCAGCCUGUGGGGCCCGAGUGGCUUUCGUUGCUUGCUAAUCCACUGUGUCUUGCUGCUGCUCCGGGGCCUCUCUGCCCUUAGUUUUAACCCCUGUGGGUCCCCAUGAAGUCGUUCUACCCACUCUCACCUCUAGCUGAGUAAGUUUCAGAGACACAGCAGAGAUAGAGUUUAAGGCUCUGGCUUUCAGGAGGCAAAGACCUGAAGAUUAACCUGAUAUGAUCAUCCCAGGAGCUGCCGCCUCUGCUGUGGUGCCUCUCGGGAGAGGUGUGCGGGUGAUCUUCGUAUGGGUGAAGGUGUCAUCUGGGAGGAAGCUGGUUUUGUGUUUUUCCUGCUUAGGACCCUGGGGGCUUAAUAAAGAGGAAGUCGAGAGAGCGGUGGUGUUUUAUGAAGAGAGUGCAGUUUCCCAGGGAGACGGUGAUGACUACCCCUGUGUGGAGCCCCCGGAGCAGAGUUGGGCCAGCGGUGGGCCUACCCCAGCUCUCAGUGCCCCCUGGUGGAGGGACACCACUGCCGGCAGCAACUUGUUGGGCGGAGGGUGGAAGAUCCGCAGAGUGCGUUUUGUGAGUGAGAACCAGCCAUGUGCUCCAGGAGUGAGGAGCGGAGGGGCACGAGGCAGUGGCCUGCAGGCGCCCUACGCACUGAAACUCCAGAGAAGAAACACGCUUCUCUGUUGGCCUCAGACUCCCUGAUUGGAAGAAUCCGAAGGACAGAGCUCCAGCAAGACAGCUGGCCCUCAGCGAUGACCUGGGGGAGGCUCCUUUGGGUGUGGGACUCCAGCCCCGUGUUUGGGGCUUUGAUGUUCAGGAAGGGCACCAAGGCAGGGAGCUGAGACCAGGGCCUCCUGUCCUGUGGGGAGUAGCACAUAGCCACCUGCGAGCGUGCCAGGAGCCAUGACAGCCCCAGGGCUACACUGCUGCUGGCCUUCCAGUCCUCCUGUGAAAUGGAGGGCUCCUGAGGGGCUCCCUCUCAACAAGAAGACAUCAUCGUAUUCGGUCUGCAAAUAGGGGCCUCAUGACCAAAGAGAGGAGACAGUUUGAGGUGGCAGAUCCAGUUUGGGCCUGACAAGGAGUUGACGAGUAAGUGCCGCCUGGGCACAGUGUGGUGAGAUGAGGCAACACUGCGGGCUGAGCAGUGCAGGACCUGACCUGGGCACAGCCCCCAGGAGCGGAAGCGGGUUCGAGGGACCAGGCUGGCCAGGAGGAAGGAAGGCUAUGGCCGUGACCAUGGCGCUCUUCCGGGUGUGUCUGGUGGUGGUGACGGCCAUCAUCAACCAUCCCCUGUUGUUGCCGAGGGAGAACACCACCGUCCCCGAGGAUGAGGAGGAGAUCAUCCGCAAGAUGCAGGCCCACCAGGAGAAGCUGCAGCUGGAACAGCUUCGCCUGGAGGAGGAGGUGGCCCAGCUGGCAGCCAAGGAGGCCCUGGAGCAGGUGGCAGAAGAGGGGCAGCAGCAGCAGCAGCAGGAGGCCCAUGCCGCCUGGGAUCUCUGGAGCACUCUCUGCAUGAUCCUCUUCCUCAUCAUCGAAGUGUGGCGGCAGGACCACCAAGAUACGCCCUUGCCUGAGUGCCCGGGCGGGGAUGAGGAUGAGCUGCCCGGGCUUGGAGGUGCCCCCCUGCGGGGCCUUGCCCUGCCCAAUAAGGCCACGCUCAGCCGCUUUUAUGACCGCUGCAUUAGGGCUGCCACAGUUGAUGCCGCCCGUACCAGGGAGUUCGUGGAAGGCUUCGUGGAUGACCUGCUGGAAGCCCUGCGCAGCCUCUGCAACCGGGACACGGACAUGGAGGUGGAGGACUUCAUCGGCGUGGACAGCAUGUACGAGAACUGGCAGGCGGACCGGCCGCUGCAGUGCCGCCUCUUCGUGCCCUUCACGCCCCCCGAGCCCUACUGCUUCCACCCGGAGCUCUGGUGCUGCAGCCACCCUGCACCCCUGGACCGCCAGGGCUACGGCCAGAUCAAGGUGGGCCUGGCUGUGGGGGAUGCGCCGGACUGUGCCUGCGACAAGACCAAGCUUGGGGAAGAUCUGCUGUGUCUCCUCCACGGCCGGAGCCCGGGGGCGCCACCCAGCUGUGAGGUGGAGGACCUGCUGUGUGCCCGAGAGUCCCCGUACCUAGAUGCCAUGCAGGUCAUGAAGUGGUUCCAGACGGCCCUCACCCGAGCCUGGCACCGUAUUGCCCGCAAGUAUGAGUUUGACCUGGCCUUUGGUGAGCUGGACUCGCCAGGGUCCCUCAAGAUCAAGUUCCGCUCGGGGAAGUGCAUGCCCUUCAACCUGAUGCCUGUGAUCCAGUGCGGAGACUCAGACCUGUACUUUGUGUCCCACCUCUCCAGGGAGCCCGCUGGGGGCGGCCCAGCCUCCAGCACCGACUGGCUCCUGUCCUUUGCUGUCUAUGAGCGGCACUUCCUCAGGGUGACAACCAAGGCGCUGCCAGAGGGCGCCUGCCACCUCAGCUGCUUGCAGAUCGCCUCCUUCCUGCUCUCCAAGCAGCGCCGCCUGACGGGCCCCAGUGGGCUGGGCCGCUACCACCUGAAGACAGCCCUGCUGCACCUCCUGCUCUUGCGGCAGCCUGCCGACUGGAAGGCUGAGCAGCUGGACGUGCGCCUGCACGAGCUGCUCCACUUCCUGGAGAAGAGCCUGCUCGAGAAGAAGCUCCUUCACUUCUUCGUGGGCAACCGCAAGGUGUCCGAGGCCAUGGGGCUUCCCGAGGCGGUGCGAGGGGCCGAGCCGCUCAACCUCUUCCGGCCCUUUGUCCUGCAGCGAAGUCUCUACCGGAAGACGAUGGACUCCUUCUAUGAGAUGCUUAAGAACGCCCCGACCCUCAUCCAAGAGUACUCCCUCCAUGUCCCCUCUGACCAUGCCAGCCCGCCCCCCAAAGCUGUCCUCUCCUAGAUCAGUGGGAUCUGAGGCCGGGAAGGAGGGCAUCCUGCACGUCCGCCCCACUGGGCUCUGCAGCUCCUUUCUGGGAAGACACAGGCGUGGAGGUUCAGCCUGCAGGAAGCCAGGGCCUGCAGGGUAGAGGCGAGGGACUCCCACUGGACGUGGGCUGGCUUCCCUGGUGGUGGGCUCUGUGGGUGAAGCUGACGUGGGCUAGAGGCCUGGUCCUUCACAGAGCGUUUUUGGGUCACCACACAUGGCCAUGACAGUGGUAGAGCACCCUGUGGACACCGAGCUGGAGAGAACAGGAACACUGAUUUGGGUGUAAUCCUUUUGCAUCCCAGGUCUAAUCUGUGCUUCAGAUCUAUAAAGAUGCUGCUCCCGGGGACCCUGCGUUAAGACCCAGCGGCCUAGUCCCAGAAAUCCUCGGCCCCAGCUGUCGGCAGCCAAAGCACAAACAGUGGCCGUUGUGGGAAUUCACAGCUCUCAACCCCGUGGUGCACAGCAGUGGGGGCUGUCACUUUCUCAUACUGUUUGGGGAGGUGACCCGGUGGAUUCGAGGCCCCGCGUGGCUAAUGUGUACAGGCUGGCCGAGGUAUAAAGCUGGCCACCCCUCUCAGGGGCACCCUUCCUUCCCCUGCCCCGUGGUUCCUGUGCUGGGUGCCAUUCCCAUGCUUCUCUCUUCUCUCAACAGCUGGACCCUGGCCAUCGACGUGAUAGGAGGAGGGCGUGGGCAGGUGGUGGAAGCCGAUCUAGAGGAGGAGGCACUGGUGGCAGGGCGGGGAUGUACCUAGACCCCAGGUUCAGCUUGUAGUCUAGCUCAGUCCUAGAAAGGUUGUAGAGCCCACACCUGAGGACCGACUGCCAUUCCUGAGCUGUCGUCAGUGUCCCUGUCCGAGGGAAGGCCGGGCUUGGAAGCAAGAACUGCUGGGAAACCAGCUCGCUGGUCCAAAGCCACUGCACCCAUCCCUCACUUUCAGGGACCUGCUCACUGCAGGUCUUCCCCUUCCUCUUGGGCCUUGCCCACUGCACAGAUGGCCUGGACCUGAAGAAGCCAGCGUGGGCUGAGACCUCGGCAGGCCCAGAGCCUGAGGCUCCUCUCCAGGCCUCUUCUCCACGUGGGCUGCACUGGCCUCUGGGGUUUCCCCUGAGCACCACCUGGGGACCCUUGCGCAGGGCGGGAGGAGGGAGAACAAGGGGUGAGGCUGUGUACCCCGGGACAGCAGAGCAGCUCGACCUGAAGGAAGGAGUUUCUCCCCUAUGCCAGGCACGCGCCUGCGUCAGAAGGGCCCGGAAGAUGGGCUGUGCACCGCCGGGGGUGGGUCAGGCGGGAGCCCGGCUGCGGUCAGGGUGUCGGUCCUGCGGAAGCCUCCUGGUGGCAGGAAUGGCCUGCCCCUCCCAGGCUCUCAUCUACUGUCCCUCGGGUCCUCUGGGGGACAUUUCCUUAUUUAUUGCCACCUGUGCCCCUCCCCCUCCUUCCUUCUCCUGCUGCAUUUGAAGCAAACCCAGCAACCAAGAACCAACCUGCCGAAGCUGAGACCUCGGCGUCUCCCUAGGUUUCCUCUUCGCUCCGAGGGGACGUUCAUCAGAAUGAUACCUCUGCCCUUCUGGUCAGACAGCUCUACAGCCCACGGGAGCAGAGCCGUUAGGCCCCAGCUGCUUCUGAAGGGCUGUUGUGCCGUGCUGCCUUAUUUAUAUUAAAGGAAAAUUGUAACUCUGGAAA